Bursaphelenchus okinawaensis is the source of this 3376-nucleotide messenger RNA. NCBI's taxonomy places the organism in Eukaryota, Metazoa, Nematoda, Chromadorea, Rhabditida, Aphelenchoididae. The record is from the annotation of a GenBank genome assembly.
AUGGCCUACACGUAUCCGGACAGGUCCAUCUACUCGUGUCAGAUGCAGGUAGGUGCAGGUAUUGAAGUGCACGAUAAUAGGCGUAUUAUGUAACCCGAUUCCGUGCAAACAUACGUUUGGUUAUGUUGUGCUACGACUGUGGUAUGUUAUUGUGUUCUUUCGUAUCUGAUCGUUAUUGUGUGUCAUCUUGAUGACAUUUGAUUAGAUAUUGUUUUGUUUAUAAUAGGCCGGUCAAAAAGUUGAUAGAAUCUCUUUUUACAGACAGAUUUGGUCAGUCUUUGCCUUUUCUAUUUAAUUUUUGACCGGUCACUAUUAUAAAAUUGAGCUAGAUGAACCCUACGUUAACGUAACACCACAGUUUACACAUAAUACCACAGUGUACCGCAGUAAUGUGAUGUGAUGACCUCCUACCAUCGAAUAACACUUGAUCUGGUCUGCUUAACCCUGUAAAGACAAUCCUAUAUUUCAGCUUCAGGGAUGUAACCUGCUCCUGAUCCUGCUAGGCCUUCUGAUGGUUGGUCUGGCGAGCUCCCAGUUCAGUCCGGUCGGGUUGGACAACUAUCGACUGGUCGAUCUCAGGCUUCUCAACUACUUUCAUACGCUAACGGGUGCAGUCAGCUUUUACUGUGUAAUCAAGAACCAUGGCAGUAUUGUGGUCAAAGGGUUGUACAUGGUGUCGUUCGUGGUUGGGACAUGUACUGCCAUCUUUUAUGGGUUUACAACUUACAGGGUAUGUUACAGUAGUUCCACGUAUCCUAUAUGACAUUUUCAAAAACAUGUUAUGAUAGUCUCAGGUAUUUUGCUAUUUUAAUCGACUAAAAAAUCUGCUUCUAAUUAGUCAUUUAUAAAGGUUAAUAUUGCUACUUCAGAUAGUGGAUUCGUACCAGAAUCUGAUGCGACUUCAGAAUACAAACGGCUUCCAACAAGAAUUCGGAGAAUUUUCCGAGAAUUACGUUGGGAAGAUUGUCAUCUCGGCCGUGUCCAUCGGAGUUUCAGCAGUAGCGGGACUAGUGGCACUAGUGGGACUGUUUCUGUUAGAUAGACUGGUCGUUGUCGAACCAAAUUGGCCAACGAUAAACGUAGGUUUUGCAGUUUUCUAGCCAAAUCUACUGUCCUAACCAAAGAUAAGAAUAACCAUAAAUAGUUACUAUCCCACUCAUUAGUACAGUAUCCUUUCAGAGAGAACAAGAAAUAGAGUUACGGUACAACAGAAUCCAACUAAAGUAUCUGGCCUUGCUCAAGCUGUUCCUUGGCCUAGGAACCCUUGGCUUGGCCGCUUUCCUAGAAUAUCUUCAUGAAUCCCUAGGUCGCCGACCAGAUUACAUCAAGAUAUCGCUAGAUCACAUCGCAUCGUUCUUUGCUACAGUAGGCGCUCUCACAGACGUGUUUGCCGUUCACGGUAAGGCACGGUCGUUACUGAAUCAGAAAGUCGGAUUGGGAAUGGCAGUGGUGGCAGCUGUGUGGACGAUAAAGGCUGUAGAUAAUGGAAUGUUUCCAUUCUACAAGGACGACAUCAGGAAUUACUAUGCCUUACAGAGUAAGUGUCUACAGAUAGUGAGACUUCUGGCCAAAAAUAUAAUUCGUAGAACCCCCAUUUUAAAUAGUGUCUAAUCUUCAGUGUCACUUCAGGUUCCCAAAGUGAAGCAGCCAUCUUCAACUCCACAGAAUACGUAAUCGUCAUUGUGCACGGUGUGCUACUGUCCACGUUGGCCGUCCUGUUCUUCGUCUGUGCUUUCUCUGCCGUUCUCUCCGGAUGUUGUCUUCAACGUGAUGCCUACAAUACGAUGCGACAGUUGACGAAAGAAGCUGUCCUUCAGAGUCGUUUCCUCGGCUUCAUCCACGUCUUCUGGGCGUGCUGUCUUGUAGCCUUGGUGGUGAUUGGACUGAUAAGAACACGGUGGAACGGUGACUUCAUUGGUGGAGAUCUACUGUGGUUGGCGAUGUUGUUCUUCACUACCGGAGUGUUGUCUUCCUCCAAGAUGAACAUCCUAGUCACCACCAAAUGUGUGUUGAAUGUUGUGUCAAUUGGGAUAGCAUUGGAGAAGACAUGUGUCAGUAUUCACCUCAUCUACCAGUCGGCGACUUUCUCUGAUUAUGUGAAUCCACGAGUAUUAGAGAACGAUGCCUACGUUGGACAGAUAGUACUGCACUCUUGUCAAUGUUUGGUGCUGUUUGGAGAGUUCUUGACUGCUACUGUUGGAGCUGUCAUCUUUGGGCGACAUCUGAUCAGAACUCCCUUUAUGCAUAAAACACAUUCCACGUGUAAGUUGACUGUGUAAUCUACUAUAAUUUGGGUCUUUUGCCAAGUACAAUAUUAUUUCUUUCAGUAGUACAUACCAUCUUCUCAGUCGGCACAUUACUCUACGGUGUCGUCAUGACUGGUUGUUAUGUAGUGUUUGAACUUGGGAAGUGGAGAUUCAACGAGGUACCAUUGGAAGUACCAUUUUACCGUCUUUCCAAUGGUCCUCUAGCGUUGUGCGUCUUCGUAGUACAGGUAUGGUUACUGUACUACAUUACUGUUACAAGCCGUUAUGAUAUACACAACUAUUUUUACUUAGUCAUGUUAAUUUCAGGUAUUGUGCGCCGUAUAUCAGCCACUGUUAUUGUCAGCUACCAUCCUACAAAUCGUCGUAUCUUCGUUGGCAUUGUUUGUUAUUAACUCGGCGAUAACCAACGUGUAUUAUAUCGUAAGUUCCUUCUUUAACGUUGCUAUUACACGUAAAUCUUUAACCAUCUGAACCACCAAGAACAUCAAUCUAUAGCAAGUUCCUUUUGCACCAAUAAUAAUAUUAUUACUGAUGAUAAAUGUUACUUUGCAGCAAAUUCUGUUAGAAAACGAAGAUUUCCUCAACUCGUCCUCAGACCAACAUACCAUACUGAUCGUGGCGUUAGUGCUGGCAGCUACCGCCGCCUUAUGUUGUGUACUAUGUACCUUUUGUGGAGUUAUUAGCAUACUUAGGUCGUCGUAUAUAAUGCACCGUCGUCAUCCUGGGAGCGAGUCUACGGCCGUAGCACCACUAGAAGAUGUCCCUUAUGCCCUGAACAGUACGAUGACAUCUUCACCUAUGCCUUUUAUGGUAUGUUAACUUUGUUUUCCAGAAACAACAACACUAUCUUAUCCUAACCAAUAUUAUUUUAGCCAACCGCAGUCCAGCCGAUGGAAGAACAGACCUUGUACUGGUCGGCCGAAGAGAACCCCUAUGUCUACAAGUCGACCAAAAGAUACUAUGGUCAGCCAUACUUUGUAGACACCGGUUACUACGGUAACUACCGACGGUCUUCGAUGGACGAAGCUCUCAACCGGUCGAUUCGAAUUGCAUCGCUAGCCCCGGAACGUCAAACAACGUCAACUCAGACCCUGCCUCCCCGGAAUUGA